This is a messenger RNA of Scutellospora calospora, 1565 nucleotides long. The record is from the annotation of a GenBank genome assembly. NCBI's taxonomy places the organism in Eukaryota, Fungi, Glomeromycota, Glomeromycetes, Diversisporales, Gigasporaceae.
CACAAGUUAACAAGGUGGCUAAUAGCCAGCAAUCUGAAUCUAAUGGACUUUCUUUGAAACGCUUAUUAGUGUGGACUCAAGAGUCCUUGUUAAAAUUACGGAUGAUGUCUGUGUUGGUGGAUUGUUGUAAACAAGCACGGGGUGGGGCCCUCGUAUCAACGAUCUAUAAUUAUACAAACCAUGGUGAUCCAUUUAUUCAACAGUUUAUUAAUAAUAUGCUUGAAGAGGUCUCUAGACCGUUCUUUGAAAUGCUUCAACGCUGGGUUUAUGGUGGUGAACUGGAAGACCCUUUUGAAGAAUUUUUUGUUGCUUGUGAUCCAAAUGUUGAAGAAGAAGAUCUGUGGCAGUCAAAAUAUACCAUUCGUCCAGACAUGCAACCAACUUUCAUUAGUUCUUUACUUGCCAAGAAAAUAUUUGCUAUAGGAAAAUCACUCAACUUCAUUCGAUAUAGUUGUCAUGAUAAUGAUUGGGUAGUAACAAAUGCAGGAGCAGAUAAGGUGUUAAAAUAUGGUGAUAUUAUAGCACUAGAGAGUUCUAUAGAUGCAACUUAUACCGCCACAAGCCAGAGACUUCUAAAUAUUUUAUUCACGAAAUAUAAACUUAAAGAACACCUUACUGCCUUGAAACGCUAUUUGUUACUUGGUCAAGGUGAUUUCAUACAACAUUUAAUGGCCCAACUUGGACCAGGCCUUUCAAAACUUGCAAAUACGCUUUUUCGUCAUAAUCUUACUGGUACUUUGGAGGCUGCUAUUCGCGCAUCUAAUGCACAAUAUGACGAUCCUGACAUUCUUCGUCGAUUAGAUGUUAGACUUCUUGAGUCGUCUUCCGGAGAAGCUGGUUGGGAUGUAUUCAGUUUGGAUUAUCAUGUUGAUUCACCUAUAAAUACAAUUUUUACUCCACAUGCAAUGCAACAAUAUCUCCAAUUAUUCAAUUUCUUAUGGCGUUUAAAACGAGUUGAACAUGAUUUAUCAUCUGCUUGGCGUCGUAACAUGACUAACGCGAGAAGCUUGUAUCAAAUCGAAGAGUUGAAGAAAGAUGUUAAUGCAAGUAGAUUAAUUUGUAGUGAAAUGAUACACUUUUUGUGUCAGUUGCAGUAUUACAUAUUGUUUGAGGUCAUCGAAUGUUCAUGGGAUGAACUUGUUACUGACAUAAAUACAAAGUCAGGAGACUUGGAUUCACUUAUUGAAGCUCAUAAUAAAUAUUUAACAAACGUCACUACGAAAGUUUUUUUGGGUACUUCAAAUAAUCAAGUUAUUGAAUAUCAUUCAAUUUAUAUUGAAAUACAAGAAUGGUUUGAAAUUUUACGCAGGGACAAUGAAUCUGGGCAACAUCAAGGUAUUUUAGGAAAUAUGGCUGAAGGCGUUGGCAAAUCACGAAGUCAAAGCGCAUUGGAAAGUUUAAGAACAAUUCAAGAGAAUUUGACUGAAGUUGCUAGUCUUUUUAAACACGAAGUAGUUAAUUUAUUAAUUGCUUUGGCUAAUCAUCAUGACACAGAUUUGAGAUUUCUUAGUGUUCGCCUUGAUUUUAACGAAUUUUAUCGUAAACUAGAAAAUGAGAACCGUUAA